UGAUGAGUGAGAUGUAGAGAUGUGGGCAGGCACAUAUGAGCAAUACCAUGACUUCCUUGCAUCUCUGUUUCUAGGACAUCCCGUUAAUCCCAUCACCCUCCUGACAAAAGGUGUAUGCAAUGUGAUUUCAUCCCUCAUCUAUGCCCAUCGCUUUGAGUAUGAAGACUCUUUCUUAAACAGGCUGCUCAAAACAUUACAGCAAAGUUUUGGAGAGGACUCUGGCUUCAUUGCUGAGGUGCUGAAUGCUCUCCCGGUGCUUCUUCGCAUCCCUGGACUGCCCGGCAAAGCCUUCCCCAAGCUGACGGCUUUCAUAGACUCACUGGAUAAGAUGGUGAUUGAGCACAAGACAUCCUGGGACCCUGCCCAGCCUCCCCGAGACCUGACAGAUGCCUUCCUGGCUGAGAUGGAGAAGGCCAAGGGGAAUCCUGAGAGCAGCUUCAAUGAUGGGAACCUGCGUGUGGUGGUGGCUGACAUGUUCAUGGCGGGGACAGUUGCCACCUCUACCACACUGUCCUGGGCCCUGUUGCUCAUAAUCCUGCACCCGGAUGUGCAGAGCCGCGUCCACCAGGAGAUCGAUGAAGUCAUAGGGCAGGGGUGGCGUCCAGAGAUGGCAGACCAAGCCCGCAUGCCCUACACCAAUGCUGUCAUUCAUGAGGUCCAGCGAUUUGCAGACAUUGUCCCAGUGAAUAUACCACACAUGACAUCCCGUGACAUUGAAGUACAGGGCUUCCUCAUCCCUAAAGGAACGACCCUCAUCCCCAACCUGUCCUCCGUGCUGAAGGAUGAGACUGUCUGGGAGAAGCCCCUCCAGUUCUACCCUGAACACUUCCUGGAUGCCCAGGUCCACUUUGUGAAGCAUGAGGCCUUCAUGCCAUUCUCAGCAGGCCGCAGAGCAUGCCUGGGGGAGCCUCUGGCCCGCAUGGAGCUCUUCCUCUUCUUCACCUGCCUUCUGCAGCGCUUUAGCUUCUCGGUGCCUGAUGGAGAGCCCCGGCCCAGCGACCGUGGCAUCUAUGCAUUGCCAGUUACCCCAAUCCCCUAUGACCUCUGUGCAGUCGUGCGCUAGAAAGAACAGCAGCUCCAACCUUCCCCCAAGCUUGUGAUAAUUGAUGUCCAAUAAACCCGUUCUGUGGCUGCCACUCUU
Peromyscus californicus insignis is the source of this 1141-nucleotide messenger RNA. RefSeq names its product cytochrome P450 2D20-like. Gene Ontology annotation, biological process: xenobiotic metabolic process; arachidonate metabolic process. NCBI's taxonomy places the organism in Eukaryota, Metazoa, Chordata, Mammalia, Rodentia, Cricetidae. The record is from RefSeq and is a predicted model, not a curated record. Gene Ontology annotation, cellular component: cytoplasm; intracellular membrane-bounded organelle. The coding region runs from base 20 to 1063 and encodes 347 amino acids. The transcript has 6 exons. Gene Ontology annotation, molecular function: oxidoreductase activity, acting on paired donors, with incorporation or reduction of molecular oxygen, reduced flavin or flavoprotein as one donor, and incorporation of one atom of oxygen; heme binding; iron ion binding.